AUGAGCACCGAGUCAGUUCGUGAUGAGAAACUACAAGUGAUAAACGAUGCCAUCAAAGAAAACAAGUCAAAUUUAGCCGAACAACUCCUAACAGAGUCACCCAACCUCCUUUAUGCUAAGGAUGAAGAUGAACGAAGUCCAUUGCAUUGGGCCUGUUCGAUGAACAACAUUGCCCUUGUUGAAUAUAUACUCUCGCAUACGCCAUCGAAUAUUGAUCUCGAUGACGUUAGAGAUUCUAGUGGCUGGACACCAAUACAUAUUGCUUCUUCAAUAGGGAAUGUUGAGAUUUUGAAUUUAUUAAUGCAUCGUGAUCCAAUACCUGAUGUGAACCAAACUACUAAUCUGGGGACAACGGCAUUACAUUUGUCGAUUUCAAAAGACCAUUUGCCAUUUGUACGUGUGUUGAUUGAAGAGUUUGGUGCAAAUUGCAGAAAGAAGGAUAAAUUAGGGUAUACGCCGCUUCAUCGUGCUGCAGCUAUGGGGUCGAUGGGACUGUGCAGGGAGAUAAUCACCAAGGGCAAACUAGUCAAUGUUAAUGCCAAGGAUAAUGAAGGGUGGACUGCGUUGCAUCACGCAUUGGCCGAGGGGAAUGGAGAUGUGGCUGUUUUACUAGUCAAGGUGGGCAAAGCAGAUCCAUUGGUUGUUAAUAAUGAAGGGUUGAAGCCUAUUCAAGUAAGUGUUGAUGAGAAAGUUGCAAGGUUCUUCAAACAACUGAUUGAGCAGUAA
Messenger RNA from Lodderomyces oxycetoniae, 726 nucleotides. RefSeq lists its product as uncharacterized. Bases 1 to 726 code for a protein of 241 amino acids. The transcript has a single exon. The record is from RefSeq and is a predicted model, not a curated record. NCBI's taxonomy places the organism in Eukaryota, Fungi, Ascomycota, Pichiomycetes, Serinales, Debaryomycetaceae. Gene Ontology annotation, molecular function: protein binding.